Molecule: messenger RNA, 5533 nt
Organism: Oncorhynchus kisutch (coho salmon)
Lineage: Eukaryota; Metazoa; Chordata; Actinopteri; Salmoniformes; Salmonidae
Product: protein FAM184A
Exons: 18
Coding region: 565-3933 (1122 amino acids)
Source: RefSeq, a predicted model, not a curated record
AGUCAUGUAAACUGUUGAAGUGAUCCAUGGUAACCGAGUCCUUAGCAGUGCAGCAACCACUCAGCCUGUCAUAGCUAGUUAUGCAUUGAAGAAACCACUCUUCGGACCGGCUCUCUCCGGUGCAAAAUAUCGGGUUCAACGUGAGUAACAUCAAUUCACCAAGCUCUUUCAUUCGUGCAAAUACAAAUCGACGAAUUUCUGGAAUUUGAGUGUGGUCAAACCAAUGCUGUUGCUACACCUAACGAUAGCUAUCUAACGUUAGCUAAUGCUGAGGACCUCUUCAUGAAACUGCAACAUUUCUGUGAUGAUGAUGGUAGGCAGUGUUAAUUGGUUCAGCAAAUAAGGGCAAAUAUUACAACGUUAUGCUAGCAGCUAUUGCAUUCGUUUUUUUCCUGCGCAAAAUGAGAGAUUGAUAUCCAGCAGUUGAAAGAUUGAUGUCUUGAUGUUGUUUUAUUUUACGGUUUCGAGGAGAAAGAUCCCGUUGCAGGAGAACCUGCUUUGACCAUUGUGCCAUUGAUCGCUACAUCACAUUCUUAUAGUAACAACAUUUGAAGGAUCGUGAAGAUGGCGACUGGAGCGGGUUGGCAGCAGUACUACAGCCCUGCUGUUGGCAAUCCAUCGACCGGAGCAGGGAAAUAUAAUUCUGGCUCAUCAUCAACAAUCACCAUGGAAUAUACCCAAGAUCUGCACCUCAAAAUGAGCAAGAAAAUAGCACAGCUGACAAAGGUGAUCUACGCUCUGAACACCAAGAACGACGAGCACGAGGCGGCCAUCCAGACACUGAAGGAGGCUCACGAGGAGGAGGUGCAGCAGAUCCUGUCCGAGACACGGGAAAAGAUCAUGCAGUACAAGAGUAAGAUCAGCGAUGAGAUGGACCUUAAGCAGCGCAUCCAGUCGCUCGAGGAGUCCAUGGAGCUGCACGAGCGCAUGAAGCGCCAGGCCCUCGCCGAGUUCGAGACCUACCGGCAGCGUGUGGAGGACAUGCAGCUCUGCACUGAGGCCCAGCACACACAGCGUGUUGUCACCAUGUCCCGCGAGGUGGAGGAGAUGCGGCAUUCGUUCGAGGAGAAGCUGCGCUCUUUUGGCACGGCGCAGGCCCAGUUUGAGCAGGAGAAAAAGCUGGCCCUGGAGGAGCUAAAGGCCAACCAUCGGCAGGAGGUGUCGGAGCUGCUCCGGAGCCACCAAAGCCAGAACCAGAACCACAGCAAGGACCAGGAGAAACUGGGCCAGCUGCACAAGGUGGAGGUGGAGUCCCUGUCGGAGCGUGUGGAGGAGGUGAAGGGGGACAAGAAGAGGCUGGUGGAGGAGUACGAGGCCAAGCUCAACAAGGCUCAAGCCUUCUACGAGCGCGAGCUGGAGGCCAUGAAGCGCACGCAGCAGCUCACCGCAGAUAACCUGCAGGCCUGGAAGAAGACGGAGGCGGAGCUGCGGAGGGAGUUCCACAUGCAGGAGGCAGCGCUGCAGAAGACCCUGGGGAAGCUGCGCUCCGAGCUGCAGAGGGUGCAGGAGGAGGCCCGGGAACAUAGGGAGAAGUCCCACAAACUGCAGGCCUCGCUCACUGCAGCCGAGAGCAAUAUCAAGGAGUUGAGCAAACAGCUGGACGAGGUGACGCAGGAUGCCGAGAUCGUGGAGAUUCGACAGAAGGAGGCGGAGUGUGAGCUGGAGGCCACCAGAGAUCGUGUGCAGCAGCAGGCCACAGAGAUCCUCCUCAAAGCCAGUCACAUUGGCAGCCUGCAAGCCACUCAGAUGAACCACGAGGCAGCCAUCCGGGACCUGGAGUCUGAGAAGUCUCGUCUGAAGGACAAGGUGGUCCGUCUAGAGGAGGAACGCGGGGCCCUCCAGAACAAGUCCCAGGCACUGGACGACAGGCAGAGGCAACAGAUUCUCUCCCUGGAGAAGACUCUACGGGAGGAGAAGCAGAUGUAUGAGAAGGAGAUGGUAAACAUGCGUGCCAAGUACGAGGACGACGCCGCCCACUUCAAAGAGUCACAGACCCGGGCGCUGGAGGAGCUGUCGAAAAAACACCGGACCACCCUGGAGAACACACAGACUACUGCCGAGACGGAGAGGAGCUGGCUACUGGCCGAAAUGGAGCAGCAGUUUGAGAGGGAGAGGCUCUCAUUGGUGGAGCAGAAGAACCAUCUCAGACAACAACUGGACAGCCUGAGGGAGGAGCUCGCCGCCAAACUUGAACAAGCCAAUCAGGAGGUGUUGCGCCUGCAGGAGCUGGUGAAGGAGGGUGAGCAGGGCAUGGGUUCAGCAGAGGGACACAUCUCAAACCUGAAGGAGGCCCAGGACAAACUAGUGGAGGAGUUGGACGCUACCAGGGCCAGACUGAGAGAGACCAGCAACCUGCUGACCGCCCUGCAGGGAGAGAUGGAGGCCCAGAAGAAGCAGCACGAGGCUAAAGUCAUCACUAUUAAAGAGGACGAGAAGCUCAAGAUGGACAAGAUGGCACUGGAACUGGAGCUCAAGUGGACCGAGACGUUAAGACAGGAGUGUAAGAAGCUGCGUGAGGAGCUAAGGGAGGAUCAUGAGGAUGACAAGAGGGCAGCCCUCAUCCAGCUGGCCCAGAACAAGGAGCAGGAGCUGGGCAGUGCCCGUGAGAGCUGGCAGAGGAAGGUGGAGGACCUACUGGAGCAGAUCUCGUUGCUGAAGCAGAGUCUGGAGAUGCAGUUGUCUCAGUCGCAGAGCUCCCUGCAGCAGCUCCAGGCCCAGUUCAGCCAGGAGCGGGAGCACUUGAGCCAGCAGCUCCAGGAGCUGCAGCUGGAACACCAGCGCAGGGAGCACAGCCUACAGGAGGCCCACUGCUGCGCCAUGCAGGACCUGGAGGAGACCCGCCAGCACGACCUCAAGAAGCUGGAGCAUCGUCUGCGGCAGCAGCACCACAUAGAGCUCCAGUCUGUGAGAGAGGCUCACAGACACAGCAUUGAGACGCUCAAGCAGCAGUCAGAGCAGGAGCUGCAGACUCUACGCUUCGAACUGGAGGACGAGGGCAAGGCCAUGCUGGCCUCUCUGCGCUCUGAGCUGAACCACCUCCAUGCCUCGGCCAUAGAACAUCUACGGCAGACCCACCAACAGGAGACGGCUGCAGCUAAACUGGAGCUGGAGAACGCCCUGGAGAACAGCCGGACACAGGAGAGGGAGUUGCUGGGCCGGAUCUCGGACCUGCAGGAGGAGGUGGUAAGGAGGAAGAACCACAUUGCUCAGCUGGACCACGAGAUUCACACACUGAACGAGAACAUCAACACACUCACCAAGGAGCUGGAGCUCAAGGGCAAGGAGGUGCUGAAGAUCCGCAGCGAGGCCAACCAGCAGAUCAGGGCUCAUGAACAGGACCUGUCGAAGAAACACGAGCGAGAGAUGGCUGAGAUGAACGCCAUGCACAACAGAGAGACUCAGAACAUGCUGUGUGACUUCAACAAGGCCCAGGAGCUUCUCAAAGACAAGAUCUCUGCUCUGCAAGUCCUGUUGGAGGGCACGGAGGAUAAGUUCCGGAACAGGGAGAGCCGGCCUGAGGACCUGCAGGUGAUCGCUGAGCUAAAGGAAAUGGUGACUGAGAGGGAGUCUCUCGUCAAGAAGCUGGUGGUAAGUGACGACAAAAAGUUCUACCAGCUGGAAUUGGUGAACAGAGAGACCAACUUCAACAAGGUGUUCAACACCAGUCCCAACGUGGGAGUAAUAAAUCCCCUCAUCAAGCAAAAGAGAAAGAAUGACAAAUCAGCAAACCGAUUCAGCAGCUCUCCAAACCUCAGGGCUCUGGAGGCAGCAGGAACAGGGAUGGGGAGCGGGCAGCCCCAGCCCAACCGCUUAGAGCCUAUCCCCAACUCCCCCAUUCACCACCUUGACCUCAACACUAGCAAACCUCUGCCCCCACCGACCCCUCCGACAGAGCCCAAGAAAUUCAUGAGCUAUCAUUCUGCACAUGUGUAACAAGCACACAUGUGAAUGUGAUACUCUCUUGUGCAUGUUGUACUAGCUUGUGUGUCUGCACUCAUCCGGUGCUUAGGUUUCUGCCUAUUGAUGCACUUGUUAUCCAUCUGUGUGCCUCUCUGUGCUAUGGGUUCCUCUUGCCCUUGCUGCAUGCUGCUCUGUAUGUAAGUAAGUUGCAGAUGAGUCAGCGUGGCGGAUUUGUGCAGCGCUGCCCUCCAUUGUCAUGGGACUCUCCCAUCACUGCAUCACACACACGGCCUGUCUGUCUCAUCCCCUGUCAAGGUGACCCUGUUUCCACUAAGAAACAAAUGCACCCCCACAUACAGAACCUCUCUACUGUAGCAUAUACCACACUUAUGAUGCUCUGGAUUAUACACCUGUUUUCAGAUGAUAUAAAGCUGCUUCUAUCUCUGUGCAUGAAGUGUCCUUUAAAUGCUGCCCUAUUUCGAUUCAGGAGGCCUAUACCAGAAUACAAAUGUUUUUUUAGUACUUGGAGAAGAGGCCUAGAUCAAUAAGACUUCUUAAUUCAGCUCACCAGCAAAUUUGUACCAAUAGAAAUUGCAUACAGUGGGGCAAAAAAGCAUUUAGUCAGCCACCAAUUGUGCAAGUUCUCCCACUUAAAAAGAUGAGAGAGGCCUGUAAUUUUCAUCAUAGGUACACUUCAACUAUGACAGACAAAAUUAGAGAAAAAAAUCCUGAAAAUCACAUUGUAGGAUUUUUAAUGAAUUGCAAAUUAUGCUAUUUCUCUGCUUUUAGCUUCUGAUGUUGUUGAAGUCAGCCCUGUCUGUCUCAGCCCAGGUGUUCCCUAGAUCUGGAGUUGGUGAUUAACAGACCAACAGAAUGCAUGUUCAAUUCAGCAUUACAUUGGAUUUGCUGCAAUGGAGACUACUGAGACCGAGGAGAGAAUGAUUGCAGAGGAGAUAUUUUAGGAUGGUUUUCAGAGACAUAAACAGUUCUGCACAGGAUGAAGAAGCCACCUGUCGUUAAUUGAAAACUUCAGACAUGUUUAGCUCAAUCAGAGCAGUACAGUUUGUGCAGUGCAGAAUGAGUACCGAGUGCAGACUGUGUUUAAUCAUUUGUCUUGAAUCAUCUGGUCAUGAUAAUAUACUGAACAAAAAUAUAAAUGCAACAUUCAACAAUUUCAAUAAUUUUACAGUUCAUAUAACGAAAUCAAAGCAAAAUCUAAUCAAAUUGUAUUGGUCACAUACACAUGGUUAGCAGAUGUUAAUGCGAAUGUAGCGAAAUGCUUGUGCUUCUAGUUCCGACAGUGCAGUAAAAUCUAAGUGAUCUAACAAUUCCCAACAACUACCUAAUACACACAAAUCUAAAGGGGUGAAUAAGAAUAUGUACAUAUGUGGAUGAGCGAUGGCCGAGCGUCAUAGGCAAGGUUCGAUAGAUGUUAUAAGGUACAGUAUAUAAACUCAGCAAAAAAAGAAAAGUCCUCUCACUGUCAACUGCGUUUAUUUUCAGCAAACUUUACAUGUGUAAAAUAUUUGUAUGAUCAUAAGAUUCAACAACUGAGACAUAAACUGAACAAGUUCCACAGACAUGUGACUAACAGAAAUGGAAUAAUGUGUCCCUGAACAAACGGGGGUCAAAA